UGGAUCUGGCCGGAGGCGCCAUCCCGCCGCUCCCACGCUGUGGCCGCCGGCAAGACAGAGAGGAACCCGCUAGGAUUCGAAAGAAGACGGGCUAGGGCCUCUGUGCAGGACAGGUACGGACCGGGGUCAGUUGUGAGACCGAGAUGUGGGAGCCAGACAUGGAGACAUGCACACGGGCGACACAGACACAGGACUGAGGGGACUACACGAGAGAAAAACGGGAACCGGGUCGGGACAAGUGAGCCUGGCUGCAGUGACACGGACACAGGGCGGCGACAGGUUCCAAGUGUGUCGCAGCCCGGAGUAGUUGCGGACCCCUGUCCCCACCUGCCCCAGUUGAAUCUGCUGAACUCUCCCAGGGAGGGAGCCGGAGCCCAAGCAACUGCCUACUGAAGUCAGGGGUUUCGUGAGUGCCGUCCUGGAAGGCACAGGGCGCGCAAAUCCAUGCGUGGCGACGGCUGGCCGCCCCUGACUCCGACCCAAAGGUCAGGCCCAGAGACUGCCUGCCCCCGGCGACGCCAUAGCGCCCCACCACUGCCACUGCCACUCAGGAUAACCUACUGCAGGGGGAACGCCCUCCCUCCUUGUGCUGCCUACACCACUGUACCCACGCCUAGGGGCCAUGAUCUUGCCAACCGCCUGCGAGGCAUGGAUCUGGUGGAGACUGCAGCGCUGACCCGCCUGGGCAAGUCUGGGCAGCAGCUGGAGUGGCCUGGUGCCUAUAGCUCGGGGACAAACGUGCCCUGAGGCAGAGUCUUGGCACCUGCCCUGCCUGCCUGUGGCUGCAAGGUUAAAAGAUGCCUCCUCUCAAGACCAGAAACUCUGACCUCAAAGAGGUCAGCAGCCCAAUUCAAGCCUGGCCCAAACAGGACCCCAGGACAGAACCUGAAUCUCCCUUCCCAUCAACCCCCAAGAACAGGAACAAGUCUUCCAGCUCUCCCUCCUAGAUUCCGCAGGCAGGACUCCCAAAGGAAGAGCCGGUACUGCUACCCCUCCACCCCCAGACUUGUGCCUCAAGCGAGAGGUACUUGCCUCCUCCCCCACGUUGCUGAUGAGUUUUCAGUCGGGGUCAGUGAUGAGGUUACUGAUCAGAGGCCACUGAAGGUCACCAAGAGCCCUUAUGCGGGGGGGGGGGGGGGGGGCUGGCCAGAUGCAAGGGCUGCCGGGGCAAGUAGCUGCUGUAUUGUGGGUCAGAGCAGGAAGCUGGUUCUUGCAGAUGGAAUCCUGUAUGAAGCAAGAGAUGUAACAGACACUGUCGACAGCCUGCCACUCAUCACAGGUGACCUCACCCCAGACUCCACCUCCUGCAUGUUAAAGACCCCAAGCUGUGAACACACACAAUCACCGGUGAUUUGACCCAAACCCAGGGUCAGUGUAUGCUCAUCACAGGAUACCUGAUCACCCACUCAAGAGGGUGACCUGACUGAUGCACAACCUGUCAUCCCAUCACAUAGGGAACUUUACCCCAUGCUCUGGAUCCCUGACCCCUCAUGACAGACCGGAGAUUCAGCAUCCUCCACAUCUCCUGGGAAGCUCCAGGAUCUCCAUCAUCUCCAGACCCGUAGCCUCCCCCACAGCCCCCAUCCUCAGUGAGAAGGCGACAGACAGCCUGUCUGCUCUGGUGGUAGACAGGAAGUUCAGGGAAACCGCAGUCGUCCCUAUUCAGCCACAGGCGUGGGAGCAGGCAAGCACCAGUGCCUUCUGGAGCCAGUGUGGCCUCUCCGUAGGGGUCGCCGUGUGGUUGUGUCCUCUCUGAUGGUGUGGAUCUCAUGUGGCCCCAAACUCCCCUUCAUAACUUGGGCAGCCUGGUCCCCACGAACCUUUUAGUCCUCCCAGCAGCCCUGUCUCACCCUGCCUCUGCUGGGACUGGACUCCGUGCUGGCAUUCCUCCUUCUUCAGCUUUAUCUGAGCAAGGCUGAUCUGGUCUGGGGAAACCCUCCCGCCCGGGCCAGGUACAAGGCUUUCCUGACCCCCACCGCUUAAGUCAAGCACACUGCCUGCUUCAGGUCUCUCCCGUCCCCUCCCAAGCCUUCUGUGAUCCCCUCACUCCACGGGAACUGGCAACCAAGGAUGCAUCAAGGACUGGAGUCUGACGACACGCAAGAUAAUGGGCGGGUCCACGCUGAGCCGUGUCUCCGCAGGUUGGCGCGGGGCGGUUGCUCUGACCGCCAAGGACAACCCCAGCGUAGGCCACUCCCUGGAGUGGAGAAGGCGCUGCUGUGCGGAGGCCCCCGGGCCUGCGGACCCAGUCACCCGUCACCAGGCUCGGUGAGGGGACUGGUAGAGGGGCACCCGCUCUGGCUCAGCCCUACGCCCAGAGACCUCCGUCCGUCCAGUAGCCCAUGCCCCUCCCUUCCUGAGCCCAGCUUUUCACCCCCAGCCCCCCGCGCCCGCGAGCUGGCCGACACGCGGCAACGAACCCCGAGAGGCGCUCAUUGGUGCGGG
Camelus dromedarius (Arabian camel) is the source of this 2445-nucleotide messenger RNA. It is a transcript of the gene TYMP, whose product is annotated as thymidine phosphorylase. Gene Ontology annotation, biological process: pyrimidine nucleobase metabolic process. Gene Ontology annotation, molecular function: 1,4-alpha-oligoglucan phosphorylase activity. The record is from RefSeq and is a predicted model, not a curated record. Lineage: Eukaryota; Metazoa; Chordata; Mammalia; Artiodactyla; Camelidae. Gene Ontology annotation, cellular component: cytosol.